UCUCUCUUUCUGUGUCUCUCCUCCCGAGUUGUCUUACAUCAGCUCACUGUGCCUGGAUAUGAGGUCUAAGUGAGUGUAGAGAGAAAGAAACAGCCUGGAUUUUACUUUCUCACUGGUUGGAAUUAACAUCUCACUGGACAAAUGGUUUAAGAGUAGCAGGAUUCAAACAGAAUGAAGGCCAGGUCUCAAUUUGAGAUGAACCACCUUUGGAAGAUCAUCUUUCCCCUAUCACUUCUUCUGUACCUCUCAGGGAAUGUAAAGUCCCAAGUAAAUCCAAGUGUGUGUCGAUCCCCUCUAGGGAUGUCCGGAAGGCAGAUCUUAGACGAAGACAUUUCAGCGUCCAGUCAAUGGUCUGAUUCAACAGCAGCAAAAUAUAGCAGACUGGACUCAGAGGAAGGAGAUGGUGCUUGGUGUCCAGAAAGCACAGUCGAACCAGAGAACAUGAAUGAGUUCCUGCAGAUUGACCUUCGCUCUCUGCACUUCAUCACCCUAGUGGGCACUCAGGGGCGACAUGCAGGGGGUAUCGGGAAUGAGUUCGCCCAGACCUACAAGAUCAAGUACAGUCGCGAUGGCAGCCGCUGGAUCUCCUGGCGCAACCGGCAAGGAAAGGAGGUAAUUGAGGGCAACAGGAAUGCCUAUGACAUUGUGCUCAAGGACCUGGAGCCGCCCAUCAUUGCACGUUUCGUGCGCUUCAUGCCUGUCAUUGACCACUCCAUGAACGUGUGUAUGCGUGUAGAGCUCUAUGGCUGCGAGUGGCUAGAUGGUUUGGUGUCGUACAACGCUCCCCUAGGCCAGAUGAUGAUCCUCCACGAUCAGGUUUACCUCAAUGACUCUGUGUAUGACGGUGCCAUAAUUUACAGUAUGACAGAAGGUUUGGGUCAGUUGACGGAUGGUAUGUGUGGUCUGGACGAUUUCACUCUCAGCCAUGUUUACAAUGUGUGGCCUGGCUAUGACUACGUGGGCUGGACCAACGAGAGCUUCCCCAAUGGAUAUGUCGAGAUCAUGUUUGAGUUCGACCGUACACGCAACUUCACCACUAUGAAGGUGCACUGCAACAACAUGUUCUCUCAAAGAGUGAAGGUCUUCCAGAAAGUGGUGUGUUAUUUCCGUUCAGACUCGGACUGGGAGCCGACCCCCGUGUCUUUCAGUCCGGUGAUGGACGAUGGGAACCCCAGCGCUCGCUUCGUUACCGUCUCCCUCAAUAACCAUAUGGCUAGUGCCAUCAAGUGUCAAUAUUACUUCUCUGACAUGUGGAUGAUGUUCAGUGAGAUCACUUUCCAGUCAGACACAGCAAUGUACAACACAAGUUUACCCCCCAAGACCGGUGCUCCACCCAACACCCCAACAGGGGAAAACCCUGUUCACAAAGUAGAUGACAGCAACACUCGAAUUCUCAUUGGCUGUUUGGUGGCCAUCAUCUUCAUCUUGGUGGCCAUCAUCAUCAUCAUACUCUGGAGGCAGGUCUGGCAGAAGGUGUUGGAGAAGGUCUCUCGGAGGAUGCUCGACGACGAGCUAACUGCUAGUCUGUCGAUCCAGAGUGAGGCCUUCAGCUGUAACAACAACCUGACCUCCUCAGCAGCCAGCGAGCAGGAGUCCAGCUCCGCCUAUGAGCGCAUCUUCCCGCUUGGAGCAGAUUACCAGGAGCCCUCACGCCUCGUCCGCAAGCUGCCCGAUGUCUCCCAGGUCUCAGAGGACACUGCAUCCAAGUCCACUCAGUCCAGCAGUCAAGAAGCUCCCCAUUACGCCGAGGCUGACAUCGUUAAUCUGCAAGGAGUAACAGGGGGAAACACCUACGCCGUGCCAGCUGUCACCAUGGACCUGCUGUCAGGAAAGGACAUCCCUAUAGAAGAAUUUCCCCGAAAACUGCUCACGUUUAAGGAGAAGCUUGGAGAGGGCCAGUUCGGAGAGGUGCAUCUUUGUGAAGCAGAAGACAUGGAGGAGUUCAUGGAUAAAGACUUCUCAUAUGAUGUCAGUGAGAAUCAAACAGUGCUUGUGGCUGUAAAAAUGUUAAGAGCUGAUGCAAAUAAAAAUGCCAGAAAUGACUUUUUGAAAGAGAUCAAAAUAAUGUCACGAUUGAAAGAUCCCAAUAUCAUCCGGCUGCUGGGGGUGUGCAUGAGCUCCGACCCCCUGUGCAUGAUCACUGAGUACAUGGAGAACGGGGAUCUCAACCAGUUCCUGUCCCGUCACGAGCCCGAGGGCAUGAUCGCCCUUCUCAGCAACGCACCAACAGUCAGUUACAGUAACCUGCAGCACAUGGCCGCUCAGAUUGCCUCGGGCAUGAAGUACCUCUCAUCACUGAACUUUGUGCACCGAGACCUCGCCACUCGCAACUGCCUGGUGGGAAAGAACUACACCAUCAAGAUUGCUGACUUUGGCAUGAGCAGGAACCUGUACAGCGGAGAUUACUACCGUAUCCAGGGCCGAGCGGUGCUGCCUAUCCGCUGGAUGUCCUGGGAGAGCAUCCUCCUGGGUAAAUUCACCACCGCCAGUGAUGUUUGGGCGUUCGGUGUGACGCUUUGGGAGACACUGACAUUCUGCAAGGAGCAGCCGUACUCCCAGCUCUCAGAUGAGCAGGUCAUCGAAAACACCGGAGAGUUCUUCCGGGACCAGAGGCGACAGAUCUACUUGCCGCAGCCGCCCAUGUGUCCCGACCCCAUCUACAAGCUCAUGUUGAGCUGCUGGCACAGGAACGCCAAAGAGAGACCGUCUUUUCAGGAGAUCUUUCGAAUACUGCUGGAGAAUACACCUUAAUGUCUGCUCCUGUGUCAGAGACGCUUUCGUGUGCCAGCAGGAUAGACAAACCGUGCACACACACACACACACACACACACACGCUUUAGAAAGGUACCCAGUUGAGUAAAGCCAACAGGGAUUUUAUAUAUACAGUCAUAUUUAAUCCACCUAGGAGUGGGACAAGGUAAACGAUUAUAAAGCUAAAAUGUAGCAGUGAGUUCAGGCACUUUUGAUAAAGAAAAAUGAUUUCAUAUUUGUAAAGAUUUUUUAUUAUUUUUUGGUAUUUGUUUAUUUCUUACUCAAAAACAAAAACAAAAAAACGCUUGAACCAAUAGUCAUUAAAUUAAAAUUAAAAUAAAAAAAAUAAAUAAAAAAUUAAAAUCAUCAAAUAAAAAAUGUUAAGUAAAUUUUUUGACACAAGAACAUGUUUAAUUUUUUUUUCUAGUAUGUUAAAUCAGCAGACAGCUUGAAUGUAAAUAAGAAUUUGGAUUUCUUUCUUAAUGAAGUUAGACUUUUCAUUUUUUUUUUUUUUUGUCACAUUAAUGUU
Messenger RNA from Hemibagrus wyckioides, 3280 nucleotides. It is a transcript of the gene ddr2a, whose product is annotated as discoidin domain receptor tyrosine kinase 2a. Bases 172 to 2751 code for a protein of 859 amino acids. Gene Ontology annotation, biological process: multicellular organism development; positive regulation of kinase activity; cell surface receptor protein tyrosine kinase signaling pathway. The transcript is spliced from 17 exons. Gene Ontology annotation, cellular component: membrane; signaling receptor complex. The record is from RefSeq and is a predicted model, not a curated record. Gene Ontology annotation, molecular function: protein tyrosine kinase collagen receptor activity; collagen binding; ATP binding. Lineage: Eukaryota; Metazoa; Chordata; Actinopteri; Siluriformes; Bagridae.